AUGCUAAAGCGCAGAGCAUCAGCGUCCGAUAAAAUUGUAUCUUUUGAUGAAACAACAAGAAAAUCAAUAUCAUCUGACAGUACUGUGUCAGAUAUUCGCGUAGCUUGCACCUCUCCAUCUCUUGCUCAAAAUCUUAUUGAACGAAUUGUAUCGAUCGUCCAAAAGCAAAAGAGUAGCUAUGGCGUCCAUAUUCAUUUGAUACUACAUUCAUCACGCCUAUUAUACAAACGUCAUUCAUCACCAUUAAUUGAUGACCAUCGUGAGGUAUUUUGA
Messenger RNA from Didymodactylos carnosus, 273 nucleotides. Lineage: Eukaryota; Metazoa; Rotifera; Eurotatoria; Philodinida; Philodinidae. The record is from the annotation of a GenBank genome assembly.